AUGGCAACAGAAACAGGCAGUGGAAGAGGAAAAGGAGGAAAGGGAGUCGUUCUUGGAAAGGGCUCAAAAGGUGCUAAAGCCUCGAAGGGAGGAAAGAGAAUUCGAUCGAAGCCAGGACAACAAGACGCACUCAAGGGAAUCACCAAACCAGCUAUCAGAAGACUUGCUCGUAGAGGUGGUGUCAAGAGAAUCAACGGACUUGUCUAUGAGGAAACUAGAAACGUGUUGAAGCAAUUUUUGGAACAAGUCAUUAGAGACUCUGUCACUUACACAGAGCAUGGGAAGAGAAGAACAGUGACUGCAAUGGACGUUGUCUAUGCCCUUAAACGACAGGGCAGAACUCUUUAUGGCUAUGCAUGA
Molecule: messenger RNA, 360 nt
Organism: Entamoeba invadens IP1
Lineage: Eukaryota; Evosea; Mastigamoebida; Endamoebidae
Product: histone H4, putative
Exons: 1
Coding region: 1-360 (119 amino acids)
Biological process (GO): nucleosome assembly
Molecular function (GO): structural constituent of chromatin; protein heterodimerization activity; DNA binding
Source: RefSeq, a predicted model, not a curated record